Messenger RNA from Dreissena polymorpha, 1489 nucleotides. RefSeq names its product signal peptide, CUB and EGF-like domain-containing protein 1. Bases 389 to 1489 code for a protein of 366 amino acids. Gene Ontology annotation, cellular component: cell surface. The transcript has 6 exons. Lineage: Eukaryota; Metazoa; Mollusca; Bivalvia; Myida; Dreissenidae. Gene Ontology annotation, biological process: signal transduction. The record is from RefSeq and is a predicted model, not a curated record.
GGUAAUCACGUGUACAAAUCACGUGGUUUACGCUGUCAGAGGCACAUCUUACGCGCCAUUGGAUUGGACGGACCCUUUAGUAACUGAUAACGUUGAUCACAAUCUGAAAGCUGUAAAGCUUUCGGACAUUUAUAAAGGAGAUGUGGUUAAGGAGGGCAUUUACCACAUCCAAUAUCGAGUGACCGACAACGCUGGAAAUUACCAUCCGCUAUUGUCAGAAUGCCGCGUAACCGUUGAAGUAAAACUUGUAAAAUGCGCUUCCGGUCCGACGGAUAGUUUAAGCGAUGCCCGUUUCAUUAGAUACAAUUGUUCCGAUUCCAUCUACUCCAAUGGUGUGGACUGUGCAUUGUCUUGCGACCUUAACCUUGAACUGAACGGGACAAAUACAAUGUCUUGUGAACGCAAUGGAACCUCUGGAGUUGGAGUUUGGAAAUGGAAUGGACCUUUGGAACCGCACUGCAAUGUUGUGAGUUGUCCACCCUUAUUACCCCCUUCUAACGGCGCCAUGACUUACGACAGCAUCAAUUCCAGACCACUUUACGUUAUGCUGUGUCAGUCUGGGUUUGACAUUCCGGUCGUUGGUCUUUCCUUCACUGGUAGACUAAGCUGCCAAGACAGUGGGAAAUGGUAUCCGUUGGAUAAGUUCCCAGACUGUAUACGUCCGAUGUGGGGCGAUAUGGUCCUUCUUGCAGAGCUUAUCUAUGAGGGAAACUGCGCAAAUGAAACAACCAAAGCUGCCAUCAAGGAAGCCGUUUUAAAAUACCUCAGCAGAAUUGAAGAUGAUAUAGAAAGAUCAAUAUGCCCUGGUCGUAAUUGUAGAGUAGACAACAUCAAUGUCGUAUGUGGAUCUAAUCAGAAACGGCGCUCUACGGUGUAUAUUAAAAGACUAGCUAAGAGACAAACUACCUACGCUCGAGUGACUUUUGACAUCGUGACACUAUUUGAUUUAUCGAAUACCUCGAGUCAGGAAGCAAUCAACAUUUCGUUACCACUUUUAACUGCAAUGAGUGACCGGAUAGCACAAGAUGUAGAAAACGGCAGCCUCGAUAUAAAUGGUUUCACGUUAGGACGGGGUGCAUACCAAAGAAGUACAAGUCCACAUUUGAAAUGUCCGCUACACUAUAAGAGAGAUGGAUUUAAAUGCAAACCCUGCCCAAAAGGAACCUACAUGAACUCGACAACGAGGAACUGUGAAUUUUGCAACAUUGGUGAAUACAAUGAAGAUGAAGGAAAAUCCCAAUGUGACCUUUGUCCUGCGAACCACAGCACUUUAAUGAAGGGCUCAACGCGUCGUGAGAACUGUACCAAACUGUGCGACCCGGGUUAUGCAUCAAGUACUACAAUGAUUCCAUGUUCGGCUUGUCCUUUGGGCACCUAUCAACCAAAUUCUGGGAAGUCAGCAUGUAUAACUUGCCCAACGGGACACACUACUCAAUCCACAAACAGCACAUCGGCAGACACAUGUACACUGUUCGAUAUUAAGGUAUGA